AUGGAGUAUGUUCUGUCUUCCGAAGAAAGUUCCGAUACUGAUAUCAAGAGUUUGCGAACACAAUUGACCGAAUAUGGUUUAAAUGAAGAUAACUUGAGUAAAGAAGAGAUGACCGAUUUGCUUAAAGUUUUAAAAUUUUCAAAAUCCGCUGCUCAAGAUGAAGACCGACAGAAGAAGGAAGAUAUUGUUUGCAAUGCAUCACCAAAACUAAAAAUGAGAAGGCGUUAUUUAAAUGUCAGAGACAGGCGUUUACCUUGGAGUCUUUUUCCAAAUUCAACAUCUGCAGCUGAACGAGCCCGGCUUCUUGUUGUAUAUUUUAAAAUUAUGUCCUUAAAUAACUAUAGACAAGCUAGACAGUCAGUAAAUCUUGCAGCAUGGCCCCCUCCACUACAAAUUCUUGAAGAAACGACCAGAAUACAACCACAAAGGUCAACACGAAGUGGCCGAUCUGUUCCAGUGUAUGCAGGGUUUGAUGAUGAUUCCUCUGAUGUAGAUUUUGUUAUAACCAAGUCAAAAAAGAGGAAGGUUUCAAAUAGUGAUCACAGUGAUUUAAAUACAAAUAAAGGACUUGGUUUAAAGAGAAAGUCUGGCAAGGAUGACAAUUCAAAAACCACAAAGGAAGCAAAAAUAGGUACAAAUAAUAAAAAUGACUCUGAAAAUCAGAGAGCAAAGGAGUGUAUUAUUAUUGAGGAUUGUAAUACAUAUGCAUAA
Pieris macdunnoughi is the source of this 711-nucleotide messenger RNA. NCBI's taxonomy places the organism in Eukaryota, Metazoa, Arthropoda, Insecta, Lepidoptera, Pieridae. The record is from the annotation of a GenBank genome assembly.